AUGUUUUGCCAAAAGCUGGACAUUGCUUUUGACCACCUUCAUGAGGCCAACUUUGACCACAGGUGCGGCAUAAACUGUGAUAAGAUCGAGUCGGAGAUAUUCCUCAACAAUUCAGCUAAAAUAGAUCCCGAAAUCCUUACAAUGAAAGGGUAUGAGACAUUGAUCGAAAAGCUACAGGAGAUGGAUGGUGUAAAAGUUGAUACCAAAUCAGUAUCAGGUGUUACUUUAAAAGCUAAAACCUUUCCACAGUUGAUUGAUGUUUACAAAAAGAUUGAUGAUUUUGUAAAUGAACGUGGAGAUUUUACGAAGACAACAGACAGUUCAACUUCAGCAGUUUCUCAGUCAGGUUCUGGUGGUGCAAGACCCAAACAGCCGAUGCAGACACCCACCACAAAAGCUAAAACUGAAGAAUUUCCUGACAAAACAGUUGAUCAAAUUCAGUAUGAGGCUAUCAAGAACUUGAUUGAAAAUAAGCUGUUAGAAAGAUUUUGUACUACACAGCAAAAAACUGAUGAUAAAGUAAAAAUAUGUUUUAUACCUCCUUCACAUCAUCCUAACAAGGAUUUUGAAGAUGUAUAUCAGAAAGUAAUAGGUUUGAUAAGAUUUGACAUUCCUCUUUUGUCUUCAGAUUUAGGAAAAGCAAAACAUGCAGCACAGAAAAUUUCAGAAGAAUUCCAAGAUGUUUUUUGCAAAUGCUGCCAUGACAAACUGGUGAUCAUUGGAGAUAAUAGAGAUGUCACAGAUGCAGCAAAAAACAAAGCAAAUGUUUAUCUGGGAAAAGUAAAAACUACCAACCGAAGACAAAGACAGUUCACAACAAACAGAGAUGUGGGUGAGAGUUCACAUUCCUUAACUGAUGAUGUAUUGUCCACCUAUGAGCAUAUCGCUGGCAGUCUAGAUUUCCCAGGAAAUCUUCUGACUGUUAAAGUUUAUAAGACGGAUAUCACUAAGCUGAAUGUUGAUGUUGUUGUUAAUGCUGCUAAUGGAAAACUGGAUCAUAAUGAUGGUGUUGCAUCUUACAUUGCAAAAGCUGCCGGUGAUGACCUUGUAAGAGAAAGUCGAGAUUACAUCAAGAAAUAUGGUAACAUUUCUGUAACUAAACUUGCAGUAACCAGUGCAGGAAGAAUGCCCUGUAAGAAAGUGUUCCAUGCUGUAGGACCAAACUGGCUUGAUUACAAUGAUGGUGAAAAACACAUUUGCUUGGAGCAUCUGCUAAAAACUAUCUUGAGAUGUCUGUGUGCUGCCAGAGAUCGAAAUAUGACAUCCAUUGCCAUACCAUCCAUCAGUUCAGCAAUCUAUGCAGUACCAAAGGAGCAUUGUGCAGAGAUGUAUGUAAGAGCUGCAAACAGUUUUGACCAGUGUGUACAAGGAGGCUCUUUGAAGGAAGUCCAUUUUGUGGACGUGAAUACAGAAAUGGUGGAUUUGAUACAGAAAACCUUUAGCAAAGAAUGGAAGAAAACCAUCAAUGAAGAAACUAUCAAGAAUGAUCAAAUGAUCAUUAACGAUAUGCUGGGGUACUUUUCAGCUCAACCAAAAAGUGGUAACAAAUUAGCUGUAUUGACCAGUAAGCUCAAUCAUAGUGGAUCUGAACUGUCAGUACAUGCAUCUAGCACUAAACACACCAGUGAUAACGAAGUAACUGUAUCUACCAGUAAGCUCAAUAGUGGAUCUGAACUGUCAAGAAUUGGUACUCCACAGAAAAGUGAUACUAAAGUCCAUGAAUCCACCACAAUGGCUGUUAGUGAAUCUGAACUCUCAGCAAGCAGCAAUAAACUACCACAUAUCUUGGUAUCUUGUGGCAACAUCACACAUGCAAACACUGAUGCCAUAGUUUGCUGGCAAGAUGUAAAGUUAUCAGGGAAAUUUAUGGUUGCUAAAGCUGUUGCUCAGGUUGCUGGAGAUGAUUACAGAAAAGCAUUAAAAUCAAGUACGGUUAAUGGUGUUGUCUAUGGAAUUGUUUUCCACACUACUGGAGGAAAUCUGAAACCGAUGGUAAUCCAUGCUGUUGUGUCAGAAGAUUUAUCUUCAGAAGCAGACUUGGAGGAAAUUGUUGAUUUUAAGAAGAUUGUCAGCAAGAUUCUGAAUGUGGCCCAUGCUUUAGAAUUAUCAUCUGUGGGGUUUCCUGUUUUGAUGACACGUAAAG
Messenger RNA from Gigantopelta aegis, 2143 nucleotides. RefSeq lists its product as uncharacterized. Gene Ontology annotation, cellular component: cytoplasm; nucleus. NCBI's taxonomy places the organism in Eukaryota, Metazoa, Mollusca, Gastropoda, Neomphalida, Peltospiridae. The record is from RefSeq and is a predicted model, not a curated record. The transcript is spliced from 3 exons. Gene Ontology annotation, biological process: negative regulation of gene expression. The annotation marks the transcript as partial. Gene Ontology annotation, molecular function: transcription corepressor activity.